GUCGUCAACACGCGUUCUGCACCUCUCACCAUGUCCCGUUAUCCUGCCCAUCUCUCUGCGGACAUGAGUCCGAACAAACUGACAAAGGCGCAGAAGUCUCGAGCGCGUCGUGAACCGUCUGGCGUGUUCUCUCUGUUUCAACCACCCCAGAUCCAACAGUUCAAGGAGGCAUUCUCGCUCAUAGAUCAAGAUCGCGAUGGUGUGGUCAGCGAACAGGAUUUGAAGGAGAUCUUCUCCAGUCUUGGGAUCAACCCCACCAAGCAGAUGCUUGACGCAUUGCUCAGCGAUCGACCCGGUAACCGCAACCAGUCCGUCAGCGGUGCAGACGACGCUGGUGGAGAUAAAGGGAUCAACUUCACCAUGUUUCUGACUAUGAUGGGCGAACACCUUUUCGAGUUUGACACCGAGGCGGAGUUGCUAGAAGCUUUCGAGUGCUUCGACGAGCAUGAUACCGGCAUGGUCAAGUGCGACGAAAUACGAAAAUGGUUGAGCGAAGUUGGGGAACGAAUGGAUCAGGAGGAGAUCGACCGGUUCCUCAAGGGGCCGUAUACGGAUCGCCAAGGGAACUUCAACUAUCGAGAAUGGGUCAAGGUACUGCGAAUCAACGCAGACGAUGACAAUAACGACAGCGAGACGUUAUGAUGGACAUGUCGUCCGAUGGACAUUGUACGCUUGUGAUUGCAACGAUACCCAGACCUGCGCAUUGUAUACCGCCAUGUAUUGAUAUUAUCUCUGUUUAACAAGCUGAUGCAUAUCUGAC
Messenger RNA from Punctularia strigosozonata HHB-11173 SS5, 760 nucleotides. Its product is annotated as EF-hand. The record is from RefSeq and is a predicted model, not a curated record. Lineage: Eukaryota; Fungi; Basidiomycota; Agaricomycetes; Corticiales; Punctulariaceae. Gene Ontology annotation, cellular component: myosin II complex; cytoplasm. Gene Ontology annotation, biological process: mitotic cytokinesis; actomyosin structure organization. Gene Ontology annotation, molecular function: myosin heavy chain binding; cytoskeletal motor regulator activity; calcium ion binding. The coding region runs from base 31 to 642 and encodes 203 amino acids. The transcript has 3 exons.